Rotaria sp. Silwood2 is the source of this 561-nucleotide messenger RNA. NCBI's taxonomy places the organism in Eukaryota, Metazoa, Rotifera, Eurotatoria, Philodinida, Philodinidae. The record is from the annotation of a GenBank genome assembly.
AUGCCAUCAUUUUAUUUGUUCAUUAUCAUAUCAUUAUUAUUGUGUUUUUUUCAAUCAAUAAAUUCAGAAUCAGAAAAUCUAUUAAUAUCUACUACAACUUUAAAAUUCAAUUUAUAUGAUAAUGUAACAAUAACAACUAGUACUAUAGACAAUAAGACUGAUCAAACAUCAAUAUCAACAAGUACAUAUUUCAAUACAACAACAACUUUUAUUAUUAAUACAAGAAUAAAUUCGUCGAAUAUAACUAUAAACACAAAUGAAAUAAAAAUAACAACAACUUUACCAUCUUCUACAACGGAAUCAACUACAUCUGAUGUUAGCAAUAAUCAUUCUAAACAAUCAUCGUCAAGAUCAAAGUGGUGGUUAUUAAUUGCUCUUAUAGUAAUGACAGUGGUUCUUAUUAGUAUUGCUUUUAUCUAUUAUCAACGACGACAAACACCAUAUACAAGAUUUUUGCGAAAUUGGCAACCACGUGAUGAUGAUGCAGAUAAUACUAUUCUUCAACUCGAACAAUCUGAUAUAAUAAAUAAUCAAUGGCCACAUCAAAUCUCUUUAGUUUAA